Molecule: messenger RNA, 1307 nt
Organism: Eupeodes corollae
Lineage: Eukaryota; Metazoa; Arthropoda; Insecta; Diptera; Syrphidae
Product: borealin-like
Exons: 4
Coding region: 259-1161 (300 amino acids)
Biological process (GO): mitotic sister chromatid segregation
Cellular component (GO): chromosome passenger complex; spindle midzone; chromosome, centromeric region
Source: RefSeq, a predicted model, not a curated record
AAUUGCCGCGAUUAAAUUCAAAUACAGCAAACAGCAACUGAGCAACAGCAGAAAAUUAAUAAAAUAGAAUUUAGUUUGAAUUAAAAUUUAAAAAAGAGUUCAAAAAAAACUAUUCUCCUUUCAAAUUAAACAAAAAAGAAAAGAAGAACUAUCACAACAUAAAUGUUUACAAGCUGAAGAAAAAAGUAGUGGCUUAUAUUUUUUAAGAAGUAAAAUAAUCACAAAUUUAUUAAGUGAAGCCCCAUACAACUAACGAAAAUGCCAAGAACAAAAGUUUCGAAAAAUCCGAAACGAAACCGAGAUGCUGCGAUUCGGGAAGAGAAAAUUCGUGAAUAUGAUUCGACUGUGGAUCAAUUCAUGAAUGGUUUUGAUAUUAAAGUGAAACAGGAUAUUCUAGAGAUUGAAACUGAAAUUGCACUAAUAAAGGCGCGAAUUCCAGAGAAGAUCCUUUUGAUGAAAAUUGGAGAUCUAAUGAGCAUGAAUGCCUCGACAUUCUCUGAAGUUUUAGCAACUCCAAAUUUCACCACUCAAACCAGCACAGCUGAGAGUCAAAAUCAAUCGUCCUUGCUGAGAUCUGUGAAGAAGUCCAAUGACGAAGGCUACCUUACAGAGGAUAGCACUAAUAGCAUGGCUUGUGCAAGUCAAGCAAACUUGUCGAUAAUGCGAAGCGUUCGCGUACCAGGGCCUCUUAGUUCGGCCAAAGCGCGACGCACACGAAGGAGUCAAUCAGCAACUGGCUAUCCUCCGAGUGCCAUGAAGCCGAAGCCUUCAACUGCAGCAUGCAAAGAGCGACUUUCUCGACAAAAACUUCGAACUCCAUUGGUAUCGAGGCAAAAAGCGAUAAGUGCUGAUCGGACACCACCAAACCGAGUAAGGGGUUCUCCUGGUAGUCCUACGGCCCUACUCAGAUGGCCAAAACCCGGCGAGUUGGUCAUUUCAAUGACUGGAACUCCAGUCGUCUCUUCGCACAUAAUGCCAGAGCAGUUUGCCAAUGUAAACAUACCCAUUAGGGACGGAGUGCUUUCGUUGCGACCAAAAAAACUAUGCAAUUUAGAUCCGGAAAUAGUAGACAAAAUCGACCAGGACACGAUUAGUCAGAUCAAAUUGUUGCAAACGAACUUGGAGCUGAUUAUGAGCCUUGCUGAUAAAUCAGAUGUCUAAAUUAGUUUCUUAGGUUAAUAUUAUAUAUUUUUUUUAUAUUCUGCUAAUUAUUUUCAUGUUCAAUGGAGUCCCUUAUCCAUUUUUAUUACAAUAUAAUAAUUACUUUCGUUUUUGAAUGAUAAUAAAAUAAAUUGUCGUCGACAACA